AUGCUUCCAUUUGUAAAACAUGUUCUUUUUGGGACCCCUUAUCAACAGUAUUUUCAAAUUGAAGACCCUCAGGCAUUUGCUAAUGACCCUCUGGCGUGGUCGAGGCCACUAGUUAGGUAUUACUCUGGCGAAUUCUCCAUGGCUGCGGUUCAGGCGAAUGUGGAUAUGGAAGAUAAGUGCCAAGUUGAAGUUGGCAUUGAUGCACUCUUUGUUGGAAUUUAUGAUGGCCAUAAAGGCGACACGGUUUCCAUCUAUCUUAAAGAUCAUAUCUUCAGGGAACUAAUCAGGCUUAUUCAGGAGAAUAAUAACAAUAUGAAUGAGAACAUUAUGAAGCAAGUUGUUGACCAUAUGGAGAAAGGUUUUAUGGAGUCUGCUGGAAGAAAUGUUUUUGUUAGUUCAGGUUGUUUGAUUUGUCUCAUACGGAGAGGGAAGUUAUAUGCCGCCAAUGUUGGAGACUCGCGCGCUGUACUCGGUUCUCUGAAGGGCAUUGGUAAACUUGAAAGAUUGGCUGUUAAACAGAUUGUUAAAGAUCACAAUAUUGAUCAUCGAGAAGUUCAAUCAGCAAUCAGGGACUUGCAGCCAGAUUUUCGUGAUAUAGAUUACAAUAUUAAUUUUCGUACCUGUAUAAUGAUUGCAGAAAAAGGUUUAAUCGAGACAACUAGAUGUAUAGGAUAUGCAUAUUUGAAGGAGGAGGUCAAUGAAAGUGACUCAUUUGAAAUCCCGAGUUGGGAAAGAGUGCCUGGACGUUUUACAAGACCUUUGCUAACAUCGCAACCACAUGUUUAUUCAAGAAUCUUAAGAGACUCUGAUAAAUUCAUUAUAUUUGGAUCUAGUGGAUUUUGGAAAGGGAUAUCAAAUAAGGAUGCUGCUAAAGUUGUUAACACCAGUCCACGAGAUGGAAUCGCAGAAAGACUUGCCACACUUGUUUUACAGAAAGGGGCUAAUAUGAGGGGAACAAGAUAUAGUCAACUUAUAGGGAUGCCUAAGAGUAAUCAAAUUAGUGGGUCGGACACACGCAUUCACAAUUAUUUUCAAUUUAGAUCGGCUUAUCAUUAUGAUAUAACUGUAGUUGUUGUAUAUUUGGACAACAACAGGUCAAAUAGGGAGGGUGUGAUGCUAGAGAUGAACUCCUAUAGCAGCUGCGAUGACGGAUUUCAACAAUCAGAGUUUACAAAUUUCUAUAAUAAUGCUAAUGCGUGA
Molecule: messenger RNA, 1200 nt
Organism: Trifolium pratense (red clover)
Lineage: Eukaryota; Viridiplantae; Streptophyta; Magnoliopsida; Fabales; Fabaceae
Product: probable protein phosphatase 2C 43
Exons: 2
Coding region: 1-1200 (399 amino acids)
Biological process (GO): protein dephosphorylation
Molecular function (GO): protein serine/threonine phosphatase activity
Source: RefSeq, a predicted model, not a curated record